AGUUGGAGAGGAGAAGGAGGCAGUUAAAGGGAGAACAGAUUUUACUGAUGUCCUCGUCAAAAUAAAACUCACCGCUGAAUAACAAGAGACUCCUGUCAAUAUUUUAAAUGUUGGAAGGAUCGUCCAAAGGGGGAACGAAAAUGUUUAUGGACGUUUUCAGCCGUAAGGGAUGGUAAUUUCAGUGAACGGUGAACCUCCUGGUCAGAGCAUCCUUGGUUCAGAAAGUGGUAUGGCCCCAGCCCUGACCAAAAUCCUGAGUGACGGCCAUGGGAUCCACCUGUCCUCACCUCCUGCCUCAGUCAGAAUGGACACAGAUGGGCGAGCCGUGUGCAGUGCUGAUCUGGACUCUCAGCUGAUUUCCACUGAAGACAGUGACCUCCAGAAGAUGUGGCUGAACCUUUCAAUGAUCCCCUCUCUGGACUCCUGCCUUCCGAUGAGCCCCCUGGAUGUCCCGGCCAACCCCGUACUCAGCCCAUUGCUGCAGGUGUCUUCUAGUCAGGCCGAGACUUUGCUCUUCCCCAGCCCUGCUCACCUCCUCAGCCUCCUCUCCUCUAACAAAGCCCUGAGAGAUUCUCAGCAGGUGGCCUCUGUGUUCCCAGGUGUACCAGACAUGUUUUUAGUCCCUCUUCCUGAGCACAAUAGCCAAGAGGCUUCUCUGCUGCAGGGAUGCAACGCAGUGACAGAUGGUGGUGAUGUGCAUCACUCCCCUCUUACCCUUCCUCAUUCAUAUUCUCAUGGGGAAAUAAAGCACCAGGGCUACUCUCCCUUCUUCACAGCUCAGCCUUCAUUGACAGAGGAGAAAGAGGCGGGAAUCGGCUUUCUUCCUCCAUCGUCAGAGCAACCUUGCUGGAUCAGGAUUAGCUCCGACCAGGCAGCAUUCAGAGUUGUGCCGGAUGAAGCUGUAAAGGAGCAGGUCUGCAGGCAGGCAGGGCUGUGCAGCAGAGCGCAGAGGCUGCAGACGAGGCUGCAAGCCUUGCUGGGGGAGCAUGCCGUACUACACUGGGACCAGCAGCUGGAAGGGCUGACAAGGUACUGCCAAGUUGGAGGUGUGUCUCAGGAAAGCGUGCACCCUGGGUUGCUACCUCCACAAGCGGAGAUUGAACCCCAGUUUUCUUGGCAAGAGUCCUCCACACCCUUAUGCUCGUUUGAAGAGCUCCGAGAGUUCACCCGCUGCAGCCAGGAGGUACUGAGGGGCCUGCAGGAGGCUUUGGACUCUGAAGCUACGGCCAGCAGCAGCUCAGAUGAGGAGCAAGAGGAGCGUAAAAGACACAGCAGAACCCGGACUUUACCUGUCAGCAGUAGCAGCAGCAGCAGCGGCAGCAGUGAGAGGCAGUGGCUGGAAGAGAGAGCCGAGCUGGGUGGCAGAUGGAGCUGGUUGCAACUGCGACUGGCAGAGUUGGAGGGGAGGAUAGAACAACUGGUGGGGCUCCACAAACACAUCCGCUCUACAAAGGGCGGUGUGGUGCUCGCAGAUGCCCAACCAAUGACUGACAGACAGAUUCAGCACAGCCUGCUGAGAGAAAUGGCAGGGUUAUCCUGCACCGCCUCGGAUGCUGACACUGAACCCUGCAGCCCCACACGCCUUCUGCACAACAUCGAGAGACAGAGUGCUCAGCUCAGCCAGAUUGUCAACAGUCUGAUGCCUCCUCUCAGCUUUUCCCCACUAUCAAAACAACCAAACAGCUGGAGAGUGAAGGGGAGCCUCACAAGCGGUCAGAAAGGAGAUGUGUUCAUGAACGGGAAGAGAAGGAGACUAGGGACCAGGAGGCUCUUCAAAGCAGAUAUGUCAUGUGUGUGUGCCCGGACCCGACCUCUGGUCACCUACCACAAGCCCAGACUGUUCCCUUUCAAAACCUGCAGCCUCAGACGUUCACAGGACUCGGGGACAUCCACGUCUACCCUCUCCUCUUCUCUCUCAUCAUCUACCUGUUCAUGCUGUUCCUCCUGUGACCCUGUAGUUCUGUGCUCUGACCCUGACUGCAGCUCCAGUAGGGCCCAGACCUCCAGGAUCCCCAACUCCACACCUAAUCCUGUGCUCUCUUCUUCAUUUGAUACUCCGCUUUCCCUUCACUUAAAGGGAGCCCGGGCCAGAGAAGAAUGGUCCCUAAUGCCUUUGUUAAUCAAUAUCCAAGCAUCAAGUCCAGCACACUGCAAAAGGCGCAGCUCAACACCACUGCACAACAGUCGCAGAAACAAGCAGCACACAAGGCAUCACAAAAGCAGAGUUAUGGGUCUGUCACCAAUCAGGAGGGCAGGCUCUAAUGUUGAUCAAAACAGGAGAACCAAUCAGAGGAAGAGAAAGAGAAGACGUAUCCAGAGGCUGAUAGAAGAUGAGGAGGAUGUCCUGUACCAGCUCUGUGACCCCGAGGACAGCUCAGACGACAUUCAGGAGGAGAGCUACUCACAGGUUUCACACAAGCAGAUCUCACAGGGCUGUAUUCGCAAACGCCAGGGAGAGAGUGUGUACAACAUCAACAACAUUGUCAUCCCCAUGUCACUGUCUAGUGAAAAGCUGCAGUACAAGGACAUCCUCACACCGAGUUGGCGCGUGGUUGACCCCUCAUCUCCUACAAACCGGGAGGAAGAAAAGGACGGGGAAAUUGAAGAAGUUGAUGCUGAAGAUCUCACUGAUGAAGUCUUUGUCGGGAGACAUCUGGGCUUGGAGCAGAGAGAGAAAAUGCGCUGGUCAUCCUGGGGGAAGAGGAAAUGCUGCAGGCGUCCUAACAGAUCUGGCAGCAGGUUGUCAAGCAGUGGGGGCGGGAUGUGCACAUCAGGAGAGGAGAGCUCGGUGGAGUUGUGUUGUGCUCAGCUGGAUACAGACGAACAGCAAAGCCUGGAGGAGAGGCUGCAGCCUCAGACACCAUGGGAGCCCCGAUUGUUUCCUUUGUGUGGUGAUGAAGAAGAAGCCUUGCUCCCUUUAGAGUGGUCACAGUGUCGCUCCGGCUCUCCUACAUCAAAGAACUCCAUCUCCCAUCUUUCCCCUGCUCAGUCCUCUGGUGCUAAGCUGCCAUCUAGUGGACAAAGCAAUGGCAGCACACACAAUAGCAGCUGAGAGAUCUCACUUCUGGGAACGCAAAAGGAAACAACGAUCCCCUAUGAGCUCUAUAUCUGAAACAUUCCACGAGUACAUUCAUUUGAUGUUGAUUGCUUUAUACUUUUGAAGCAGAAGUGUUUAUUUAGUCUGUUUUGUAACUUGUGUCACAAUAUUUUGUAAGCUGGCUUCUGUAGCAUCUGUUACACUUCCAGAUUUUAAUGUAGAGGAGGUACUGUAUAUAAAAAAAAUAUAUAUAUAAACACACACCAGCACUACUCCACUGUAGCCUCAGGUUUGUAUACUGUUUAUAGUUCACACUAUUUAUUUGUGUGUUUGUCUUUAAAAGUCUGUGUAGAAACACAUUCAAACAUAUAUUUAUGUAACCUUUUCUUGGUUAAGAUGGUCUUUUUUUAACAUGAUUUUUUGCUGACACAGUCAUUUUUGUAUAUAUUUCUU
This is a messenger RNA of Labrus bergylta (ballan wrasse), 3490 nucleotides long. It is a transcript of the gene kansl1l, whose product is annotated as KAT8 regulatory NSL complex subunit 1-like. Gene Ontology annotation, cellular component: NSL complex. The record is from RefSeq and is a predicted model, not a curated record. Gene Ontology annotation, molecular function: histone acetyltransferase binding. NCBI's taxonomy places the organism in Eukaryota, Metazoa, Chordata, Actinopteri, Labriformes, Labridae.